AUGACCGUUCAUAUCAGCAUCCUCUCUGCCAAGGCCACCUUUAAUUUCACAGGCAACAAGCCGGCCAUCAGCGGUCUAAAGUCUGCGGAGGUUGUCGAUAUAGAGGAUGGUGACGAAAAGUUCCGCGCUCAGUCAACAUCAGGUUCCAACAAGACUUUGGUAGAUGAACACGGUGAUGUUGACACGUUCAAGACGGUCAAUUGGCUAGCGGGGGUCGGAGACAUAUGUAAUGACACGUCGAGGGAAGGUAUCAAGGGCAAUACUAUCUUGCAAACAUAUGACCGCGAGUGCGGCCUUUCCCCGUGGCUAUCCUCCAACAUAGGGACGAGAGGAACCACAGACCUGGUCAAGCAUCGUCGCCCUGAUGUCAAGACCAACACUCGACGUAGCGCCCUCCGCCGCCACUGCGAUUUCUGGGACGCCGAUCAGGAUGGAGUGAUCUACCCUUGGGACAUCUUCAUAGGCUUCCGUAAACUCGGCUUCAACAUCGCUCUGUGCCUAUGGGCAGCGGUCACCAUGGCUGUAUGUUCAUCCUAUAGCACCCAGUCAUCUUUCCUCCCGCAUCCUUUCUUCGCCAUCUAUCUCGACAACGUCAAUCGCAAUCGACACGGAAGCACCACUGGCGCGUACGACUUGGAUGCUGAACUGGACACACGACGAUUUGAUGCGAUCUUCGAAAAGUACGCCGGUGGCAAGGACUACCUAACAUGGCGGACUAUGUAUGAUGUUUGGGCAGGUCAAUGUUGCGCAAACGAUUUCUUUGGGUGGUUUGCGGGGGGCCUAGAAUGUAAGUAUUAG
Messenger RNA from Alternaria atra, 798 nucleotides. RefSeq lists its product as uncharacterized. The transcript has a single exon. NCBI's taxonomy places the organism in Eukaryota, Fungi, Ascomycota, Dothideomycetes, Pleosporales, Pleosporaceae. The record is from RefSeq and is a predicted model, not a curated record. The coding region runs from base 1 to 798 and encodes 265 amino acids. Gene Ontology annotation, molecular function: calcium ion binding; monooxygenase activity.